AUGUUUGGAAUUAAACUUUUAUUAAUUUUACUGCUUCUGAUCCUUUUGACGAUUUCUGGAACUUUGGUUUUCAUCAAAGGAUUUCUGCUAUCUAGAAGUGUCAUUGAAACUAAAAGUCAGUGUUCACCGGAAUUUGCCCUCCGAGCCGAAGAUCAUUCGCAUCAUGGUGUCGAAGGUUGCUGGAUGCAUGGCAGGUUUAAGAGAGCAAUAAUUGUCAUCAUUGAUGCAUUGAAAUAUGAAUUUAUGGCAUUCAAUUCCUCACUACAACAAAAUGAUGUCACACACUACAAAAACAAGCUGCCCUCUAUACACCAGUUGUUGAAACGAAAACCUCUAAAUUCACGGCUUUAUAAAUUUAUUGCCGAUCCACCAACAACAACAAUGCAAAGACUAAAAGGACUUACCACCGGCAGUUUACCAACCUUUGUUGAUGCAGGGGCAAAUUUCCACAGCUAUGCAAUAACUGAAGAUAAUUUGAUUGAUCAAAUGCUGAGGCAAGACAAAAAAGUGAAAUUCUUUGGAGAUGAUACCUGGCUGAGUUUGUUCCCAGGAAAAUUCUCUAAGUCGUUUGAUUUCCCUUCAUUUGAUGUGAAGGAUCUGCAUACAGUAGAUAAUGGAAUACUGACACACAUAUAUCCUGAGAUGAGGCAGUCCAACUGGGAUGUCAUUAUAGCUCACUUUCUUGGUGUUGAUCAUUGCGGUCACAAAUAUGGCCCCAACCAUUCUGCAAUGGCAGAGAAACUGACACAGAUGGAUGCAGUGAUCAGAAAUAUCACUGAGAUGAUGCGAGAUGACACAGUGCUGUUUGUGAUGGGAGAUCAUGGAAUGACAAAGACUGGGGAUCAUGGUGGUGACAGUGCUGACGAGCUGGAGGCUGGUCUUUUCAUUUACAGCCCUGCCCAGAUUACACACACCCCACAGAAGGAGGAUGAGAAUGUUGCUGUCGCACAAACUGACUUUGUACCUACUCUAGCCUUGUUAAUGGGUUUGCCAAUACCAUUUUCUAAUCUGGGAAUGGUCAUACCAGAGCUGUUUGGUCACUGCCCGUGGUGGGAUACGGGGUCGAAUGAGAUUCGUCGUGUCUACCACAGAGUGAAGGCCCUGAGACUAAAUGCCCAACAAAUCAGCACAUACCUGGCAACUUACCAGCAGAUAGCUUCAGACCUGCCUGUACCCCAGCUGAGGUCUUUGCAGCAACAGAUCAACAAAGCAGAAAGUGAUGUUCAGAACUUAAUCACAGCAAUGAUUAAAGAUGGAGCCACUGAUGAUGCUUUGCAUAAAUUCAUUGCUUUAGAGGAAGCAUACAAGUCCUAUAUCAGAGAAGCUAGGGAAACAUGUGAAGGUGUUUGGGCCAAAUUUGACCUGAAGUUGAUUGUAACAGGACUUCUAACAGUUGCAGUUGGAGUUUCACAAAGUUGUUACUUCUUUGUUGCAUGGAGCAAUUCUGAUGACAGCUUCCCAACGCUAGCCAAAUUUUUGAUUGGGGGAUCAGCACUGCAUCUGUUUUACCUGACUCUACACAUGUUGUUCUUUCCUGAAACAGUUCCACCUCUCAUGGCAGUCAUUCUUGCCCUGGUGCUCAUAUUUGUGAGUGUUGUUGGUAUUAAAAACAGUCCCCUUAUCAAUAAUAUCGAGAUGAGAAGGUAUCUAACCAUCGACAACAUUAUAUCAAGUCUAAUUCUUAUCAUGAACUGCUGUCUCUUUUUCUCCAACAGUUUUAUAGUUUAUGAAAAUGCAGUAACUAUGUUCUUCAUGCAGACAUUAAUUGUAGUAGUUUUUCUGAAAAUUAUAUUUAAAAACUUUUCUGUUCAGAGGAAAGAAGCUUUGAAACCUGAUAUUGGAAGACAGAUGCGCAAGUCAAAAGCAGCAAACUAUGAUCUACUUCAUGUUAUUACCCAACCUUCGACUGCUGCCUUUAUUGUAAUUAUCAUUUGUUGUAUUGUUUUAAGAAUAGCUUCCAGCUUUUACUCCUGCAGAGAAGAGCAGCAUUCUUGUGAAGAUUCUACUUUUAUAUUACCUUUAUCUUCUUUGGACGAAAGGACAAGGAAUCAGAGGUACCUCUUCAGUGUGUUCUGUAUAGCAGCGAUGGUGACUGCAGUCAGGUAUUGGCUCAAACACUAUGGGAAUAUGAACGGAAUGGGUGCAGGAGUUACUGCUGCAUACUAUGGCCCUCCUUUGGCCGCUUUAUUCAUUGUCUUCCACUGGGCAUUGCAAGCACUUCCACAGUCGGUGCUGGAUUCAUUUCCCCGGUGGCAACAAGUACUGAUGGCACAAAUUGUCUAUGCCAUUAUCAUCGUGUGCCUCAUUGUCAUCUUGUCAUCACCAGUGCUUGUGUACUUACUUCCCACAAGGACAGACUUUCAAAUCCCCUAUCAAGCCCACUUCAAGCACAUAGUUCCCACACUGUACAACCAGCUCAAAGUUCAAUUAAGUGAGAGCGAAGGUGGCAGCAGUGAUGCCAAUAAAGCUCCAGUGGUGUAUGGACUGGGUUCUGUCUACAGUUCUAGUGUGGUCCUUCUGGUGUCUGUAGUGAGUUUGCUGUUGGCCCUCAUGCUGGGUGAUGGAAUUGCUCCAAGUCUUCUUUUAGCCACAGUGCUUCUAUAUCUUUUCCUGGAGCUGUAUUCUGUUUCUGUGAACAGUCAGGAGCUUGAUUCAGUGAAUGAAGGGCCCACUUGGUCUGGUAUUGUGAUGCUGAGUCUUCUGUCAACCAUUUUCUUCUUUGCCACUGGCCACCAAGCAACAAUACCCAGUAUUCGAUUUGAGGCGGCCUACACUGGUUUUUAUGGAGACUUCAACACACUGCUUCUUCCAGGAUUCCUUAUCUGGCUAAAUACGUUUUCUGGGCCAAUAAUAUUCAAUCUUGCCUGGCCACUUUUGAUAUUCUGGCCUCUGCUGUCCAGUGCUUUGAUGAAAAUGAUGGUCAAAAGGACAUUCCAACAGAAGCAGAAUGAAGGAAGUUGGAAAGGAGACUUCAGACUGUAUGAUAAUGCCACACUGUUGAGAAAACAUCUCUUCAGAGUAUGCUGUGGAAUGAUAGGCAUUGCUUCAGUGAAGUUAUUGGCAGCAGGUUGUGCCGCAGCUCUGCACCGUCGACAUCUCAUGGUGUGGAAAAUCUUUGCCCCAAGGUUCAUUUAUGAGGCAGCUUUCUUCACGACUUCAUCUGCCUGUGCCAUUUUGGCAUUUUUAUUUGUUCUCAGAGUGGACAGUGCUCUUUCGGCAUUUAUCAGAAAGUUGCCAACUAAAAAGCAGAGUUAA
Candidula unifasciata is the source of this 3255-nucleotide messenger RNA. NCBI's taxonomy places the organism in Eukaryota, Metazoa, Mollusca, Gastropoda, Stylommatophora, Geomitridae. The record is from the annotation of a GenBank genome assembly.